Molecule: messenger RNA, 2183 nt
Organism: Hyla sarda
Lineage: Eukaryota; Metazoa; Chordata; Amphibia; Anura; Hylidae
Gene: IFNLR1
Product: interferon lambda receptor 1
Exons: 8
Coding region: 331-1857 (508 amino acids)
Molecular function (GO): protein binding
Source: RefSeq, a predicted model, not a curated record
UCAGGAAGAAGCACCAUGACAUAGAAAUAGCACAUGUAUAGAGGGGAACUGUAAUGUUACCAUGUACGGCUGGUUGGUGUGGACCCUCCUGUUAGUCAGCUGGAUAGACGACAGUCAUGCAGAUGCUCCUGCUUCUCCUACUUCGAGUCAGUCAUUCCGCCAGCAAUCCAUCGACGAAGCAAUGUCCAAGAGUCAAGAGUAUGCGCCCACUCAUCCAACGGUGAAGAAGCUGAAUGUGUGCCUGUCCAAGUUGCUGGUGCUGCUUUCCCUCCCUUUGCAAGUGGUGGACUCUGCAUUUUUCAGAGAACUAAUGGCUUGUGCCAAGCCGAGAUGGAGAGUCCCAAGCCGUCAUUGCUGUGCGAAGAAGGCAGUACCAGCCCUGCACAAUUUUGUGGAACAGAAGGUGGGCCAGUCCUUCAGCUUGUCGAACAACUCCAUGAACCUUCAAAUGUGAAAGUAGAAUCCAGGAACUUCAGUCUCUUCCUCACAUGGCUUCCAGCAUCAAAAAAUUCUUUAUUAGUAACCUACAAAGUACAGCAUACCAUAGAUGUCACUGAUCCAACUGGGUGGGCUUCUGUCCCUGCAUGUGAAAAUAUCUCCAUAACAGAGUGCAACUUUACCUGUGUCCUCACCAAAUUUCUGUACCACAACCAGAGCAUAAGGGUGCAAACUGUUUCUCCUUUACCCAACUCUUCUUCCACAUGGGUUGAAAUCCCAAAUAUAACCUACAUGUUUACAGUGGAUCCAGACCCUCCAUAUUUAACUGUAACUAAAGGAAAGGAUGCUAUAACAAUUGACAGCUCUACACAGAUGCCAAACUGCAUACCACCAAUAUUCUACACUAUGAUGGUGAAGUACUAUGUGGAAAUCCGCAGAAGAGACAACCCAGAAGAGGUUGUAUAUGAAGGAGAACAGAGUAAAUUUCCAGUCACAGUACAAACUCCUGGAUACAAAGGGGAAUAUUGUGUUGCUGCCAAAACGAUAUAUAUAAGUAAUCCCACCAAAGAGAGCAAAUUCUCCCAUCCAAUUUGCCUCGAUUUUACUGAAAAAGAUGGACACUUGCACAUGGCGUAUCUUGCUGCACCACCAAUCUGCAUUAUUGUCUUUAUAUACCUUAUAAUUUGGCAUAAAGUAACAGUUAAAGCAAAGAAACCCAAAGCAUUGGAUUUUCCAAAAAACAAAUAUUGCCAGAAGGAUUCCUGUUUUCCAGAUAUGUACUCAGAAAUCUAUCAUUCACUUACCAUUUAUAACAUAACAGAACAAGACUCUUCAGCCAAGCAUCUGCCACCUAAUAAAUAUGAUGAUGGUGUCAAUAUUUACCCAGUGAGUGGCCAAGGAUACAUGGAGCGACGCACUAUGCAAACAUCAGGUUCUCACAGUCAGGGAUACUUUUCUUCGAAAGGCUUAGCAUGCAACUCCAGCAGUGAUCAAUCUGCAACUAGCUGUACCAGCCCAAAUACAUCAGGAUCGGUUACAGACAUGUUAUUCCAAGCAAAAAAUGACCAAACCAACAACUGUCCUAAAGAGAUUAAUAUUAGUGUCCUAGAAGAUGGUAAAAUGCUUUCCUCUACCUCUAAGUCUGUAAGAAACUCAUUAGACAGCCUUUCCCCAAUGGAGCCUAAUUCCUUAGUAAACGUGCCUUUAAAUACAUUGUGUAUAGGGGGCAUUAUUGAUAUGGACAAUUGUAUGGACAACUCAGACGGAGAAUCAAGUAACCACUGCUUCACAGAUUCGGAAGAUGGAUUGGAUUCCUUAAGUACAGACUUUAAAACUUCGGAAUAUCCAUCACAGUAUAAAAUACCACAUAAAGACUGCUGUUCAGACUAUACACAGAGGACUUACAUGUCAAGAAGAUGAAAAUGAAGGAAUAAUAUUUAUAUGUAUGGCAGAAACAGACAAAUGGAUCCCAUAAUUUGAACCGUGAUGGAUAAAUUGUACAUGAGUGUGUGUGUGUGUAAAUGGUUUGUCUGAUCAUAUUGUAUAACACAAACAAUGAAAGAGAACUAUUGUGGCCUAUAAAGAGAUUUUUUUAUAUUGUUCAAAUGCUUUAAAAAUUAGUUAAAACAUUAGUGUUGUUUACAAAAACUUUUGACACUUUAUUGAUAAAAGCCAGCUGAAGUGAUCGUUGGUAAAAGUCGGCUGAAGUGUAGGAUUAAAGGGGUACUCCCGUGGAAAACUUUUUU